AUGAGUGCAGAAAGCAGCAAACAGUGGAUUCUUCUGGCUGCAGGAUCCAAAGGAUGGCACAAUUACAGGCAUCAGGCAGAUGUCUGCCAUGCAUACCAGAUGGCAAGGAGAAAUGGAAUUCCAGAUGAGCAGAUCAUAGUCAUGAUGUAUGAUGAUAUAGCCUCCAAUGAGGAAAAUCCAUUCAGAGGAAAUAUCAUCAAUGAACCAAACGGCAGUAAUGUAUAUGAAGGUGUUCUCAGAGAUUACACUGGAAAUGACGUCUCCGCAAAAAACUUUCUUGCAGUGCUUGAAGGAGAUGAGUCUUCUGUGACAAAGAGAGGACCAAAAAAGGUUAUAAAGAGUGGCAGUAAUGACACAAUAUUUGUCUACCUGUCAGACCACGGCAGUAACGGGAUAUUUGCUUUUCCAAAAAAUCAGCUUUAUGCAACAGAUUUAAUUGACACGGUGAAAAAAAUGAACAGCAACCAACAGUUUUCACAGAUGGUAAUUUACGUGGAAAGUUGCCAUUCUGGAUCAUUGCUGAGUCAGCUGCCAAAGAACAUUAAUGUGUACGCCGUUUCUGCAAGCAAGCCUGAUGAGGCUUCUCAGGCCUGCUAUUACGAUGAGAUGAGGAAUGCCUGGCUGGCCGAUGUCUUCACAGCAUGCUGGCUGCAUCACAGCAAGACGGUGGACCUAAAAAAAACAACUUUCCAGGACCAGUUUGCUUAUUUGAAAAGAAAUGUUCACUCUUCAACCCCAUGCCAGUAUGGGAACCAGGUCAUUUACUGGACUUGA
Megalops cyprinoides (Indo-Pacific tarpon) is the source of this 774-nucleotide messenger RNA. Its product is annotated as legumain-like. The record is from RefSeq and is a predicted model, not a curated record. Lineage: Eukaryota; Metazoa; Chordata; Actinopteri; Elopiformes; Megalopidae. Gene Ontology annotation, biological process: vacuolar protein processing. The transcript is spliced from 10 exons. Gene Ontology annotation, molecular function: cysteine-type endopeptidase activity. The coding region runs from base 1 to 774 and encodes 257 amino acids.